CGUCAUGUUCGCCUUGAGGCUGGCUUCCUUCUUGCGGCAAAAAGGCGUACUCCUUCCCGCAACGGUUCUGAUCUGUAUUUUAUCAGUUUGCGCUGCCGACCCGGAGAAGGCCUGGAAUGGAUUCGUGACGCCUGGCUCGACCGGCCCCACCACAUUCGUUCCGUACUAUGUGCCUCCAGGCGCUAGGAGCUAUGAUUCCUCUUCUCCUUUUCUGCACUACUUUGGGAAGUGGAAAGACACGUACUCAUCUGCGUACGUUCAGAACACUCUGCGGUCGACCUCGGAUCCUGGCGCAUCUAUGACCUUCAGCUUCACUGGCACCGGCAUCGAGUGGUUCGGAAAUCAAGAUGCAAGACAUGGCAUCGCGCAAGUGUACAUUGACGGGAGGAAGAUGCAGGAAGUCGACGCCUGGAGCGCGAAGCCUAUGAAGCAGCAGCGCAUCUACUGGGACUUCGACUUGUACCCUGGCAGGCAUACGAUCAAGAUCGUCAACAUUGGCCAGAAGAGCGCCAACGCUACCGGCACACUUAUAGACAUCGAUGCAUUAGUCGUAAUCACUGGUCCGCAGCCUGACUCUCCCGACGUGGAAUACCUGGAUACCUCCGCUCGGCCCAUCCCAGACUAUCCGCCUCUCUUUGACUUCGUAUCUGAACCUGACCCAGACAAGGAGUGGACCUUGACGGAGAUUGGAAACACUGGUGUCUCCGCCAUGCAACUCUCGAUCGUUUCCGAGACUCAUGCACUCGUCGUGGACAAGGUGGAACACAAUCCCCUCACUAUUGACGGUCACCCUGCCUGGGCUGCUCUCUAUAAUCUCAAGACGCACUCUGUCACACCUCUGUCCGUGGAGUCAAACUCUUUCUGUGCUGGUGGCACUUUCCUCAGUAACGGCACGCUCAUCAACGUCGGCGGCAACCCCGUCGUAGAAGACCACACUGCUACCGCUGACUUCGGUGACCUAGAUGGCUUACAAGCCGUACGCGUCUUUGAAGCAUGCGAUCUUGAGGACGUAUCUGGCUGCAGUCUCUACGAGAACCACGACCGCAUCCGCAUGGCUACUCCUCGCUGGUAUACUACUGUGCUUCGAAUCGCCGACGGCAGUGCCAUGAUCGUAGGCGGCUCGCGCAAGGGUGGCUGGAUCAACAAUGCGACGGUCAAUAAUCCUACUCUGGAAUAUUGGCCUCCCAAAGACAUCGCUGGAUCGCACGGGCUGCCUGUACGUCUUCCCUUCCUGGAAGACACCGUUGGGGCGAACCUCUUCCCGAUCGCUUUCUCUCUGCCAGACGGAACGGUGUUCAUGGCAGCCAACCAGGAUGCGAUGAUCUACGACUGGAGGACGAACACAGAACGCAGGCUGCCCCGUCUCCCAAAUGGCGUGCGCGUUACCUACCCAAUGGCAGGCACCGCUGUCCUUCUCCCUCUCACGCCCGCGACGGGAUAUGCUCCAGAAAUCCUGAUAUGUGGCGGUUCAACCGUAGAUGACGCGCAACCCGGCUAUCUGAUAUCUUCGCAAGACCCUGCCUCGGCGCAAUGCGUACGCAUGCUGCUCACCGAGGCUGGUAUCGCCGCCGGCUGGGAGGUCGAGCGCAUGCCAGAGGCGCGCCACAUGCCCGACGCGGUCCUUUUGCCCACAGGCGAGGUGCUCAUCGUCAACGGUGCGGGCUCAGGGAUCUCUGGCUAUGGCAACGUUGUCGGCCAGAUCGGCGCGUCGAACGCGGACAACCCCGUCCUGACGCCGGUGCUGUACGACCCUGCGGCUCCGCCUGGCGGGCGAUUCUCCCAGGAGGGCAUGCCGACGAGCGACAUACCGAGGAUGUACCACUCCGUGGCGACGCUCACGCCUAGCGGGGAGAUCAUGAUUGCUGGAAGCAACCCGAACCUCGACCGGAGCGAAAUCGAGUACGGCACCGAAUAUCGGGUCGAAUGGCUUGGUCCGCCUUACAUGGCCAAAGCAAGACCUGAGAUCGUCGAGAAACCUGAGAUCAUCGGGUUUGGGGAAGACGUGACAUUCAGCGUGGCUAUCCCAAGCAGUUCCCAGGGUGUAGAUAUCAAGGGUGAGUGGCAUCCCUCGAGUAGCACGUUGUCUUCCGUUGACGAACGUCCACUAGUGGCACUCAUGGACCUUGGCUUCGUGACGCAUACUGUUCACGCCAACUCGCGGCUUGUGUAUCUCGAUUCGUCCUUGUCUGAGGAUGGGCAGACGAUCACUGUGACUGGUCCUCCGGAUGGCGGCGUAUAUCCUCCUGGACCGGGCUUCUUGUAUCUCGUUGUGGAUGGCGUACCAAGUGUUGGCGUGAAGGUGAUGAUCGGUGAUGGAGAGGAUCCACCGUUUGACGGGGAUGCGCUUGCCAACAUGCUGGCCAUGACGGAGGUCGAUCAGUAUGAGAGCAGCAAAAAGAAAGGCAAGAACAAGCAUAAGACCCCGAAGUCGCACGCAACCUGAGCCUCGAGCGGACCCCAAUGAUGACGACUUAAUGUGAACACCUCUAAUCUACAGACUACUACUCAUUCGCUUUGUUAGCUAUCUC
Messenger RNA from Rhodofomes roseus, 2528 nucleotides. RefSeq names its product copper radical oxidase. The transcript is spliced from 2 exons. The record is from RefSeq and is a predicted model, not a curated record. NCBI's taxonomy places the organism in Eukaryota, Fungi, Basidiomycota, Agaricomycetes, Polyporales, Fomitopsidaceae. Bases 5 to 2443 code for a protein of 812 amino acids.